ACCACCGUGCACGCCCUCCCCGCGGGCUCGCAACCGCCACCAGGCCGUCCAGGCGGCGGACGCCAUUGGAACAAGUUCGACUUGCCACAUAGCGGACGACGAGACAGCCUCCGGAGGCAUGACGACGGUCGCCUCCCGAGUCGCUUCCAUCUGCGAAUUGAUCGACACCUUAGCCGCUGGUACAACUCUGAGCGCCAGGCGAGUUGCCGCCAUCUCCGCCAUGAUCGACGAGGUCGCCCAGGGAAGGAGGAGGAGGACCACGAGGAAGCGGCGCAUGGGCAACUCUCGCUGCUACGAGCAGGUGUGCACGCUCGGCGGGGGCACGUUCGGCGUCGUUGUCAAGGCGCGCCACCGCGCCACCGGCCAGACCGUCGCUGUGAAGACUCUCCGCAGCUUGCCCACCCAAGAAUCGGUCGGCGAGCUCCUUCGGGAGGCCUGCUUCAUGGCGGCCUGCAGCGGCCACCCCUCCCUCGUUGCUCUGCGUGGCGUCGUGCGCACACCCGGCACCAAGGGACGCAGGGACUACUUCCUCGUGAUGGAAUACGUCGGGCGCAACCUGUACCAGGUCCUCCGUGAGCGCAUCGAACGCGGUGACCGGCCGUUCCCAGAGGCUGACGUGCGCUGCAUCGUGCGGCAGCUGCUAGCCGGCGCGGAGACGAUGCACAGGAACGGCGUCGUGCACCGCGACAUCAAGCCGGAAAACAUCCUUGUCGCCCAGCACGGCGGCGGCGGCGGCAACAUCGUCAAGAUCGGCGACUACGGGCUGGCGCUCUCCACGACCGAGCAGGAAGACGGCACGGCCGGAACGAGGCACUACAUGGCGCCGGAAGUGCUGCUCGAGAAGCCGGACCGCGACACGCUCGUCGACCUCUGGUCCAUCGGCUGCGUGAUGGCGGAGCUCCUCACCGGAAAGACGUUGUUCAAGGGGGCCGACAAAGCCGACCAGCUCCACAAGAUCUUCGACGUGCUCGGCGUGCCAGGCGAGAGGGCGUCGGGGCCCGCCUUCAACUCGCCGGUCCUCGGAGAGGAGGUGCAGCUAUGGCGAGCGCGGCAACGGUCCGCUGCUGGGCCCAAGAACCGGCUGCGCAAGCUGUUCCCCAAGGCGCUGCUAUCCAAGGAAGGGUUCGAGGUCCUCCGGGGCCUCCUCACGUGCAAUCCCCUCAGGCGGCUGGAUGCCGCCGCCGCGCUCCGACUCCCGUGGUUCGUUGACACCGGUGUAAUGCCGGUCACCGCUGUCCCGACCCCGAGGCCCGGCGGCUGAAGCGGGCUGCCGCUGUGGUCGUUCAAAGCGUUUGGCGUCGGCCCGUCGCUUUGGAGAGAGAAUUAGAGACGGCCUGCUCCACAUCGGGCAAGGUUAUUCACCGUGUAAAUCCAGAAGUGCGCCAAGCAUUGCUCUCGUUUUAUCUUGCGUAAGAGGAGAUGGUAACGUGACAUCGGCUGCAUUCAUGACUCCGUGGUUGACCGAGGUCUUCGUGACAUCUACAUGCAUCCAUGACGACUCACAGGUGUAUUCUUCCUAGCCAUCAGUCAACUGGUUUUUUUCUUAAAAAUCAGUCUAGCGUUCAAUUUUUUGUUGUUGUUUUGUAAAUACACUGGCAUCUUAGAUUGACAGUGUCUUGCUUCGAUCGGACAUAUACAAGUGAACCCAGCUUUUGUUGUUUGCUGUGUAGUAUUUCACAUUACGCUUUUGUCUUUGUCUUUCAGGGUGGGCUUUCAGAGUGAGUUUUGUUGUUGUUUCUCUGUACCUUUUUGGCAGUC
Messenger RNA from Triticum aestivum (bread wheat), 1758 nucleotides. Its product is annotated as putative cyclin-dependent kinase F-2. The coding region runs from base 119 to 1261 and encodes 380 amino acids. Gene Ontology annotation, cellular component: nucleus. The record is from RefSeq and is a predicted model, not a curated record. Gene Ontology annotation, molecular function: protein serine/threonine kinase activity; ATP binding. Lineage: Eukaryota; Viridiplantae; Streptophyta; Magnoliopsida; Poales; Poaceae. The transcript has a single exon. Gene Ontology annotation, biological process: protein phosphorylation; regulation of mitotic cell cycle.